Molecule: messenger RNA, 812 nt
Organism: Cucumis melo (muskmelon)
Lineage: Eukaryota; Viridiplantae; Streptophyta; Magnoliopsida; Cucurbitales; Cucurbitaceae
Product: MLP-like protein 28
Exons: 2
Coding region: 151-609 (152 amino acids)
Biological process (GO): defense response
Source: RefSeq, a predicted model, not a curated record
UACAACAAAAAAAAUUAAUAAUAAAACCCUUAAAAAAUGAAAUGUAUUGAAUAUAUAUAUAUGAUAUAUCUCAAGGUUGCUUUAAAAGGGGAGCAAAACAUUUUGAAAAUUGUUGAUUGUGGGAGUGUUCUGUAAAGAAAUUCAGUAAACAUGGCUCUUGUUGGGAAGCUUGAGAGUGAAAUAGAAGUAAACACACCUCCCCAUAGAUUUUAUAAACUCUUUAAAGAACAAAUUGCUGACAUUGCAAAUGUUUCUCCAAAGUUAAUCCAAAAAAUUAAAAAUCAUGAUGGAGACUGGAGCAAACAUGGUCACGGUUCCGUCAAAGUUUGGAAUUACACUAUUGAUGAUAGUGCUGAAGUUUUUAAAGAACGAGUGGAAUUCGACGACAAAAAGCUUGUGAUAAGAAUGGUUGGAUUGGAAGGAGACGUGUUUAAGCAUUACAAAACCUUCAUUGCAACUUAUCAAGUUGUCCCAAAAGGACCGGGUCGUAGUGCGAUAAUUUUUACCUUGGAAUAUGAGAAACUUCAUGAUGGUCCUCCUUACCCUAACAAAUAUCAUGAGGCUAUGAAAGGCCUUGCUAAGGACAUUGAAGCUCACCUUAAAAAAUAAGGUUCAACGUGUUUUCUGACGUUGGCAAUAAUAAUAUGAUAUGAAUAAGUAUGUUGUGAUAGGGUUGAUUCUAUAAGAUGGGUGAGGAUUUUGUUACUAAAUAAUGGUUAUCCUCGUGUAAAAUGAAUGAAACUCGAACAUAAUUUUGUUCUAAUUAGUAUGUAAUAUGCUAUCUUUUGAUAUAAUGUAUGCUUUCUUGGCUA